UCCAAAUUUCGAGACGUUGUACGACGAACUCUUUUUCCCCAGAUCGAGCUUCAUUCUUCUUCUUCCUAAAGCUUUGAGCAGAGCUCUAUCGAUGAAAUCAACGCAACACCAAAGAGUAGAAUAUAAAAAACGAUGAAGAAACCUCAUAUCUUGAAAAAUCCAGUCUUUUUCUUACUUCUACUCAUAGCUCUUUCUUCCCUAACUAUACUCACCUUCUCCUUUUUAAAAUUACCGGAAACACCUCUCGCCGCCGGUAACCAUCUCCGGAAACUCCGGUACGAGCUCACCGAUGAACUCGGAUACUUCGGAAAGAUGAUGAUCGAAAUGCUACCCGAGGAUCUGGUUUUCACAGCCUUCGUACCGUCCGACCAAUCAUUCCGCCGAGAUCUAGGGCUGAGAUCGAACAACAGCCGUCAGAUCAAAUCCCUUGAAGACGAUGACGACGAAGGAGAUAACACGUACGCCGUCGUAUCGAGGAUCAUGGGUUUCGCGGUGGUUCCUUACAAAGUGGAAGAAGCAGACAUAAGGAACGGAGAAACGGCGUCGUAUGAGUCAUUGAGUGGUUUCACACUUAAGAUUUGGAGAAAGAGAAAUAGCGGUGGAUUGGUCGUUAAUGGCAUCGAGACAGAGAAGAUGGGGUUUGUAAAGAGAGGGAAGAUCAUCGUGCAUGUAAUGAAUGGUGUUGUAAUGGAUUCUGAUUUCGCACAGUCUCUUGCUUCUUCUACUCCUCAAGACGAAGAUGAUGAACCAUAGAAGAAGACCACGACAUUAGUCUCUCUUGUAAUUUCUUGUAACAUAGCAAAGGAAACACAAAAAGUUAAAUUUGACUAAACAGAAUAUUAUUGACUUAAUAAUCCAAUCAAACUUUUUAAUCAUCAUUUUUUUUCCUUACAUUGGUUAUGAAUACUAAUUAUUUCGUUUAUGUA
This is a messenger RNA of Camelina sativa (false flax), 926 nucleotides long. RefSeq lists its product as uncharacterized. The record is from RefSeq and is a predicted model, not a curated record. Lineage: Eukaryota; Viridiplantae; Streptophyta; Magnoliopsida; Brassicales; Brassicaceae.